This is a messenger RNA of Eleginops maclovinus (Patagonian blennie), 764 nucleotides long. RefSeq names its product synaptophysin-like. Gene Ontology annotation, cellular component: presynaptic active zone; synaptic vesicle; synaptic vesicle membrane. The transcript has 5 exons. Bases 138 to 764 code for a protein of 208 amino acids. NCBI's taxonomy places the organism in Eukaryota, Metazoa, Chordata, Actinopteri, Perciformes, Eleginopidae. The record is from RefSeq and is a predicted model, not a curated record.
CUCUCCUGCAUCUCUCUCCUCCCUCCCUUCCUCCCCCCCUCUCUCCCCUCCCUCUCUCUCUCCUCCUUCCCUACCUCCACCCUCUCUCUCUACUCCCCCUCUCUCUCCUCCAUUUCCUGCUCUCCCCUCUCUGCAGGAUGGACGUGGUGAAUCAGCUGGUGGCCCAGGGUCAGUUCAGAGUCCUGAAGGUUCCUCUGGGCUUCAUCAAGGCCUUACAAUGGUUCUUCGCCAUCUUCGCCUUCUCCACCUGCGGAAGUUAUUCUGGGAUGUUCAAGAUGGAGGUGGAGUGUAAGAACCGGACGGACAGCGGCCUGAGCAUCGAGGUCGAGUUCGAGUACCCCUUCAGGCUGCACCAGGUGUACUUCGACGCCCCCACCUGUAAAGGGGGGGACACGGAGCGCUACUUCCUGGUGGGGGAUUACUCCUCUUCCGCUGAGUUCUUCGUCACCAUUGGAGUCUUCGCCUUCCUGUAUGCCACGGCGGCGCUCAGCGUCUACGUCUUCUUCUUCGACAAAUACAAGGAGAACAACAAGGGUCCGCUCAUCGACCUGGGUGUGACUGCGGUCUUUGCCUUCAUGUGGUUGGUCAGUUCUGCAGCAUGGGCUAAAGGUCUGUCGGACGUGAAGACCGCAACCGACCCUGAUGAGGUCAUCACCCUGAUCUCCGCCUGUGAAGUCGAGGGAAACUCCUGCAAGGAAGUCCACGACCCGGUGAUGUCCGGACUCAACACCUCCGUGGUGAGGACCAUAUACCAGAACUUUUGA